Molecule: messenger RNA, 2059 nt
Organism: Lates calcarifer (barramundi perch)
Lineage: Eukaryota; Metazoa; Chordata; Actinopteri; Centropomidae
Product: FILIA-N KH-like domain-containing protein
Exons: 5
Coding region: 142-1278 (378 amino acids)
Source: RefSeq, a predicted model, not a curated record
GUGUGUAGAGGCGGGAUGCGGCUCAGUGUGUGUGUGACUGCAGCCUGACCAACACACACCGUCCUCCUCUCCAACACACACACACACACGCGUGGACACACACUCUGAGCGUCUCACCUUUUCCCUCAGUGAACCUCCACCAUGGACCUGGACCCGGCCGUCAUCAUCCCCGCCAUCCUCUUCACCGUCGUUGCCAUUUAUUUCGCUUCUUCGCUCCUCAGCAAGAAGCCCGACGCCUCCUCCUCCUCAGCCGGGAACAAGAAGCCUAAAGUCGGCUACGGAGACGACGUCCCUCCGUCCAGAGCUCUGGGAGAGCAGCUCCGACCCGAGCCUGAAGCCUCCCCGCGGCCAGAGCCUCCAGCUCCGGCUGUGGAGGACAUCGGAGCCGCUGAGAAGGUCCAGGACGUCCCGGACUCACAAGUGAAGGCUGUCCCAGAACCAGUAUCAGCACCAGAACCAGUAAGGAAACCAGAACCUGUUCCAGAACCAGUAUCAGCACCAGAACCAGUAAAGAAACCAGAACCUGUUCCAGAACCAGUAUCAGCACCAGAACCUGUCCCAGAACCAGUACCAGCACCAGAACCUGUCACAGUACCAGAGACUGUACCAGAACCAGUUGCAGUACAAGAAGUAGCUGCAGUACCAGAACCUACUCCAGAGCCAGAACCUGUGCCGGAGCCAGUAUCAGUACCCGAACCUGUACCAGAACCAGCUGCAGUCCCAGAACCAGUAUCAGUGCCUGAACCUGUCCCAGAACCAGUAUCAGUACCAGAACCUGUCCAAGAACCAGUAUCAGUACCCGAACCUGUACCAGAACCAACUGCAGUCCCAGAACCUGUCCCAGAACCAGCUGCAGUCCCAGAACCAGAGUCUGUUGUGGUGCCUGAACCGGUACCUGAAGUGGUCCAGCAGCCUGUGGCGGAACCAGAGAAGGUUGUGGAGGAGUCUUUACCUGAGCUGGUCCCUGGUUCUACAGAAGACAGCCUGCUGAACCCCGAACCGGUCCCAGAGGAGUCACCCAAGCCCAAACCAGAACCUGAACCAGAGACCGUCCUCAACAAUGACGUGGCUGCAGCUGAAGAUAAAGUGAAGUUCACUCCCGGUAAGAAACAGAGCAAGUUCGAGACGCUGAUGACGAAGGAGGAGAUCGAGGAGGAGCAGAGGGUGCAACAGGAGCAGCUGGCGGCCAUCUUCCUCCUGCUGAGGGAGAACCAGGAGGCGCUGGGAGAGGUGACGGAGGGAGACAUGGAGGAGCAGCUGAAGCUCUACUCCCUCUGAGACGCACCUGACGCCAUCAUGGCCGCCCGCCCGUCCUCUCAGGGAGUCCUGUCAUGUUACCAUGGCAACACCACCUCUCACAAAAACUUGAAUGUAAGAUGCUGUAGAUGAACGAGACGUUCAGACGCUCACACAGACGCCUCGUCCUCACCAGAGUUAGACUCAGACAGGAAGUGAAUCCAGACUGUGUUUCCUGUUUCCUGUUCUCAUCAGAAUGAACGGUGAUCCAUCUUUUCCUGGACCCUGGUCUGAGGUCUGAAACUUUACAGCUGAAAGCUCUAAAGAAAGAAGGAAACAAACAAACAGCAGCAGGAAGCAGAGUUUAGAAAAAAUCUUUUUCUCAUCACGACAGCAACACGAUGACUUUAUUCUAUAAUCAGACUUUUUGUUUAUAAUGUUACAGCCUCCUCCUGAAACGACCGCAUGUUAUAUAUUGAAUGAAAUAUUAUUGAUUCUCUCUGAAUGAUGAGACUUUUUCUUUCUCUUCUCCAUCUUUAUAUUUGGACUCUCUCUUUUACGACUGUUUUCAGAAUAGUUUAACUUCCAUAUUUUCUGUUUAAAAGAAGAAGUCUAAACUAACCUGGGUUUGUAGACUGUACCUGCUGCAUUCUGGGUAACGUAGUGUUUCCUAACAGGUCUGUAGCUGAUGUUUAAUGACUGUGUGAUUUUUACUUUAGAGAAUCAAACAGAUGAAAGAGGCUUUAUUCAUUUAACGUCUGAUGAAUCUGUGAUGACUUUAUGUUUGUUUGUUUUUCAUGAUAAUAAAUAUUGAAAUAGAAAA